This is a messenger RNA of Mastomys coucha (southern multimammate mouse), 7954 nucleotides long. It is a transcript of the gene Tardbp, whose product is annotated as TAR DNA binding protein. The record is from RefSeq and is a predicted model, not a curated record. The transcript has 6 exons. Bases 608 to 1852 code for a protein of 414 amino acids. Gene Ontology annotation, molecular function: RNA binding. Gene Ontology annotation, biological process: regulation of gene expression. NCBI's taxonomy places the organism in Eukaryota, Metazoa, Chordata, Mammalia, Rodentia, Muridae. Gene Ontology annotation, cellular component: nucleoplasm.
AAUGUUGCUUCGGGGAGGCCCCGGGCGAUCUGCGCCGCGGGGUGGGAGCUGUGGAGCGGGACCUGGUUGGCCUCGCGCCACCGCGUCGUUAGGGCCUAGCGCGGGCGGCAGCCGGAGCGGGACGCGGGGCCCAGUGGGCUGUGAAACCGCGGGCAGAAGUUUGCCGCGGCCCCGGGGCUCCAGCAGUACUCGUCCCUAUAGGUUCUCGCAUCUGAGAAUAACCGUUGUCACCGUGAGACUUGCACUCGCGGCCCCACCCUGGGCCGAGUUGAAAGGGGGGGGAAAAAAAGAAUCAACGUUGUCUUUCGCGCAUGGCCUUCUGGGAAGUGGCGGCCUACCUCAUGGAGUCUCUGUCGUUGCUCCCUCGGCGCCCAAGUUUAGCUAGACCUUCCCAAAAAUGAGGAACAGAGCUGCUAAAUCUCUGUUCUGAGGUCGGUUUUCGUGCUCCACCAGCACAGUCAAGAUUUAUCUGAUUGCAAUGCUUUGCUAAUUUCUUUAACGCAAAGCACGUGCUAAAUCCUAUUGAGAGUCUUUAGAAUAAACUAACACAGAAUGGUUACGAAAUACUGUAGCCUGUAGUCUGUGUACUCCAGAGAUUUAAGCGAAGAUGUCUGAAUAUAUUCGGGUAACAGAAGAUGAGAAUGAUGAACCCAUUGAAAUACCAUCAGAAGACGAUGGGACAGUGCUGCUGUCCACAGUUACUGCCCAGUUUCCAGGGGCAUGUGGCCUGCGCUACAGGAAUCCCGUCUCUCAGUGUAUGAGAGGCGUCCGGCUGGUGGAAGGAAUUCUGCAUGCCCCAGAUGCUGGCUGGGGCAACCUGGUUUAUGUUGUCAACUAUCCCAAAGAUAACAAAAGGAAAAUGGAUGAGACGGAUGCUUCCUCUGCAGUGAAAGUGAAAAGAGCAGUCCAGAAAACGUCUGAUCUCAUAGUGUUGGGCCUCCCCUGGAAAACAACAGAGCAGGAUCUUAAAGACUAUUUCAGUACAUUCGGAGAGGUUCUUAUGGUUCAGGUCAAGAAAGAUCUUAAAACUGGUCACUCAAAAGGGUUUGGCUUUGUUCGAUUUACGGAAUAUGAAACCCAAGUGAAAGUAAUGUCACAACGACAUAUGAUAGAUGGGCGAUGGUGUGACUGUAAACUGCCAAACUCUAAGCAAAGCCCAGAUGAGCCUUUGAGAAGCAGAAAGGUGUUUGUUGGACGUUGUACAGAGGACAUGACUGCUGAAGAGCUUCAGCAGUUUUUCUGUCAGUAUGGAGAAGUGGUAGAUGUCUUCAUUCCCAAACCAUUCAGAGCUUUUGCCUUUGUUACCUUUGCAGAUGAUAAGGUUGCCCAGUCUCUUUGUGGAGAGGAUUUGAUCAUUAAAGGAAUCAGCGUGCAUAUAUCCAAUGCUGAACCUAAGCAUAAUAGCAAUAGACAGUUAGAAAGAAGUGGAAGAUUUGGUGGUAAUCCAGGUGGCUUUGGGAAUCAGGGUGGGUUUGGUAACAGUAGAGGGGGUGGAGCUGGCUUGGGAAAUAACCAGGGUGGCAAUAUGGGUGGAGGGAUGAACUUUGGUGCUUUUAGCAUUAACCCAGCCAUGAUGGCUGCGGCUCAGGCAGCAUUGCAGAGCAGUUGGGGUAUGAUGGGCAUGUUAGCCAGCCAGCAGAACCAGUCAGGCCCAUCUGGGAAUAACCAAAGCCAGGGGAGCAUGCAGAGGGAACCAAAUCAGGCUUUUGGUUCUGGAAAUAAUUCCUACAGUGGCUCUAAUUCUGGUGCCCCCCUUGGUUGGGGGUCAGCAUCAAAUGCAGGAUCGGGCAGUGGCUUUAAUGGAGGCUUUGGCUCAAGCAUGGAUUCUAAGUCUUCUGGCUGGGGAAUGUAGGCGGUUGGGUGUUAGUAGGUUGGUUGUUAGGUUAGGUAGAUUUAGAAUGGUGGGAUUCAAAUUUUUCUAAACUCAUGGUAAGUAUAUUGUAAAAUACAUAUGUACUAAAAUUUUCAGAUUGGUUUGUUCAGUGUGGAGUAUAUUCAGCAGUAUUUUUGACAUUUUUCUUUAGAAAAAAAAGAGGGAAAAGCUAAAUGAAUUUUAUAAGUUUUGUUAUAUAAAGGGUUAAAAUACUGAGUGGGUGAAAGUGAACUGUUUGCUUAAUUGGUAAACCAACACUACAAUUGAUCUCAGAAGGUUUCUCUGUAAUAUUCUAUCAUUGGAAUUGUUAAUGAAUUCUUUGCAUGUUCAGAGUAGAAACCAUUGGUUAGAACUACAUUCUUUUCUCCUUAUUUUAAUUUGAAUCCCACCCUAUGAAUUUUUUCCUUAGGAAAAUCUCCAUUUGGGAGAUCAUGAUGUCAUGGUGUUUGGUUCUUUUGGUUUUGUUUUUAACACUUGUCUUCCUUCAUAUACGAAAGUACAAUAUGAAGCCUUCAUUUAAUCUCUGCAGUUCAUCUCAUUUCAAAUGUUUAUGGAAGAAGCACUUCAUUGAAAGUAGUGCUGUAAAUAUUCUGCCAUAGGAAUACUUCUGUCUACAUGCUUUCUCAUCCAAGAAUUCGUCAUCACGCUGCACAGGCUGCGUCUUUGACGGUGGGUGUUCCAUUUUUAUCCGCUACUCUUUAUUUCAUGGAGUCGUAUCAACGCUAUGAACGCAAGGCUGUGAUAUGGAACCAGAAGGCUGUUUGAACUUUUGAAACCUUGUGUGGGAUUGAUGGUGGUGCCGAGGCAUGAAAGGCUAGUAUGAGCGAGAAAAGGAGAGAGCGCGUGCAGAGACUUGGUGGUGGAAAAUGGAUAUUUUUUAACUUGGAGAGAUGUGUCACUCAAUCCUGUGGCUUUGGUGAGAGAGUGUGCAGAGAGCAAUGAUAGCAAAUAACGUACGAAUGUUUUUGCAUCAAAGGACAUCCACAUCUGUUGGAAGACUUUGAGUUUUGUUCUUAGGAAACCCACUUUAGUUGAAUGUGUUAAGUGAAAUACUUGUACUUCCCUCCCCCUCUGUCAACUGCUGUGAAUGCUGGAUGGUGUGUGUUCUCCUCUGUUACUGAUCUGGAGUGUGGGAACGUGAACUGAAGCUGAUGGGCUGCGAACAUGGACUGAGCUUGUGGUGUGCUUUGCAGGAGAACUUGGAAGCAGAGUUCACCAGUGAGCUCAGGUGUCUCAAAGAAGGGUGGAAGUUCUCAUGUCUGUUAGCUAUCCAUAAGAAUGCUGUUUGCUGCAGUUCUGUGUCCUGUGCUUGGAUGCUUUUUUAUAAGAGUUGUCAUUGUUGGAAAUUCUUAAAUAAACUGAUUUAAAUAAUAUGUGUCUUUGUUUUGCAGCCCUGAAUGCAAAGAAUUCAUAGCAGUUAAUUCCCCUUUUUGACCCUUUUGAAAUGGAACUUUCAUAAAGUUUCUUGGCAGUAGUUUAUUUUGCUUCAAAUAAACUUAUUUGAAAAGUUGUCUCAAGUCAAAUGGAUUCAUCACCUGUCAUGCAUUGACACCUGAUACCCAGACUUAAUUGCUAUUUGUUCUUGCAUUGUCCAAAGUGAAAGUUUUUCUUUGGGUUAUUUUGUUUUUAAUCUAGUUUUUCUUAAGUCUGGGUGACCGCACCUAAAAUGGUAAGCAGUUACCCUCCAGCUUGUUCUGAGUGCCUCUGUGCAUUUGGGUGAUUUUUCUGUUUACAAGGUUGUAUAAAUCUCCAUUGGGGAAUCAUGCCUUCUAAAAAAUAUUUGGAUCAGGGGGCAAAACAGUUGCUUGUUUUCAAAUGCUUUGUAGCAGAGCAUAUCAAUGGAAAAGAAGGGAUCAGCACCUUUCUGUUUGGGGUUUGAAAAGUGGAAUUAAUUGCAAUAGGGAUGAAGUAGAAGAAACCAAGAAACCAUGUGCCUGAAAUCCAUUCAUUAAGAAGCCUGAUAGCUUUAAGAACUAGUAGGGUGGGUUGUCUUAUCUUUGGCAGUCUUAAGUGAGGUAGACUUUUGCCCUCCUGAAUGUGGGGGUUAUAUAAUGAUGAAUAAAUAUCACAACAUCAGAUGAGACUGUCGAUGCAUUGUUAAUGUAAAAGCAAUAAUAUACUGAUUAUUGUACUUUUCCUGUAACUACUGAGAACUGAGGGGCUCCUUUUCUAACUGGAAGAAUGUGACAGAUUUUGUGUUGAUAGUUUCCCUAAUGCCCUUAGCUAAUUAGAUUAUGAUAAAUAGGUUUGUCGUUUUGCAAGUUGCGUGUUUUAAAAUUUUACAUCUUUAGAGACUUGUUAUGAACACAUUGUUUCAUUAUACAGUAUCCUCUGUAAAAGGAGUUAUUGUAAGUUUUUUUUUCUCUGCAUCUAAGCCUGCAUGAUUUCCAAACCCUGUACAUCUGAAUUUUGCAUUUUAGCACUUGCACUAUUACUCAGCAGCAGUAACAUGGUAACAUUAAAAUGGUUUUCGGGGACCUCCAAAGACGUCCAGGAGUCCUGGGGUAAGUUACUUGUCAAUGGCAUGGUUUUGAUCCCUUUUUUGCACUUGUUAAAAGACUUACUGGUCAUAGAAGUCUUUCGGUGUUGAGUAGCCUUUUAACAUGUUUAUGGUAUGACAUAGCUGUAGAGAGUUACUUGCCGUAAAUGAGGUUUUAGAAAUAAACUACUUGGCAAAGAUUUGUUUUUGAAAGUCUGGUCAUCAAAAUGCAUUCAUUCCUUAAAAACAAUAAUGAAAAACAACUCUUUGAACCACAGUUGAAUAAAAAGGUUUUUUUGCCACCAACAGUUUAGUGUCUGGAGUCUUACUGGAAAAAAACCAAAGCAUUUCUAUAUCCUGGCAAUGCUAGAAAGUUAAAGUGACUUCUGUGGGAAGAUGCAGUACAGCAUUUUCAUCCUUAAAAAUGUGAGUCUCCAGCUGGGUGUGGUGGCCCAUGCUUUUAAUCUCAGAAUUUAAGGCAGGUGCAAAAGAGUUGUAGGCCAGCUGUUGCUCCAUCUUGAGGCCCUGUCUUGUUGCAAGAGCCGAGCACAAGACUUUAACCCUGAGUCAGCAUUUUAGCAGAAGAGCAGCUUAUUUCAUGACGACUUUACUGUUACAUAAGCGAGUGGCUACCUUGUGCAAUUAGUUCUGUUUGGCUUUCCUGUGCCCAAGUAGUUCACAUUCACCUAAGAAAAGUGGGCUGGGUGUAGUGAAGCACCUGUUAAGGUUUUUGAAGUGGACUGCUAAGUUGCCCUUUUAAAGGGUAAAAUGCUGUUUCAUGUUCUUUUUUAUCUGACAAUUUGGUGAAUAUGCUAGAACAUGCCUAUAAUCCCAAUAUUCAGGAAUGGACUUUGUUUCCCACUCUUUUAUGGUAUUACUGGUUUUAAUAGCCGGUCUAAUGAUGCGACGGUCACACACACCUGCUUUCCAUUUAACUUCCAAAAGAGGAGUUUCUCAGGUAUUCUGGAACCACUCUGUAAGAGCACUUUCUGAGCUCAUAAAGACCAAAUCUACACGCUGGGCAGUGGUGGCGCACGCCUUUAAUCCCAGCACUUGGGAGGCAGAGGCAGGCGGAUUUCUGAGUUCAAGGACAGCCAGGGAAACCCUGUCUUGAAAAAACAAGACCAAAUGGAAGUCAACAGCAAGCCCUUUGUUGGCCAGAAAUGGGAACAGCCAGUAUAAAAUAAGAUUGUAGAGAAUCAAAUACAACUUGACAUAGUGAGUCUGUUGAGGGUUGGCAGAGCACUACUGCACUAAAUACCACAAAUCAAAGCUGACAUCGUUCUUGUACCCGUAAUGAUCUCAAAGCUGGCAUUGGCAAGUGUUCCUGUGCUUGUAAUGAUCUCAUCUGCUUUGAUUUUGGGGUGGGCUGUCAAUUCUUAGAUUUGUUACCACUAAGCUUCCCGGGUACUUGUAGAUAAAGGAACAAUUUACUGAUUGGAGGAUGCAAAUUAGAAAUUACUUAUUAUGUUCUCAAUCCAGGGAAUAUAGUUGAUGACUUUUGUGUAGACCCCAUACUGGUCUGCCUCCCCACAAUUAAUGGAACCCCAGGAAACUAUUCCUCCCACAAACCAUCGCUGUGUUUCAUUAUGUAGAAACACUAACGCUCCUCCACUGUCGCCUCUGCAGCUGUCCUUGCCACCAGUUUCUAAGCCAGCACAGAGCAUGUUAGCAGUUACUCUUGUUCCUGGGUAGAUCUUUUCAUACGCAGCUGUGCAUUUUUGGUGGUCAACAAUUGGUAUGUCCACAAACAUUAAGUUUCUGGCAAGAAACCCCUUCUUGGUUAGCCCCCAGCCAGCCACAGUUCCUGUUCUCAUUAAGGAUGCAGCUUCGCUUCUUGGUAGACAAACAGGCAUGAUGCUUCUGUUGAUUGUGACUUUGUUCUUGAGUUUAAUCAAUGCUAUAUCAUUGUCAAAACCAGCACCGUGAGUGUAGCCUUCAUGUAUAAAGACAGCUUCGGGCCAGGCUUGAGUGUAAAUAGGUGAGAGCCUCUUGAGCAUACCCAUGCGGAUGUCCAGGGAGGACACUGUUUUCCCAUAUACAGCAUGAGCGGCUGUUAGGACCCAAUUGUCAUGUAUAAGUGCACCUGCAGCUGUAGUUUCGCCCAGUAACAAGACUUGCCAAGGAAAGUCACCAGGCUUUGCAGGCUGCCCUCCAACUAUCCGUCCUCCUAUAGUGUGUGUGGACAGCCCACAAACUGAGGGGGAAAAAACAAGUAUUUAGUGUCAGCCAAAACACCCUAUGAAUUGAUAGGCACCCUGCCUGUUGGGGGGGGUGAGGGUAUUCUAAAUAGUUUAUAAAGACCUGAUGAGUCCUUGUUUAGCCUGCUGAGCUCCUGGUAAAGAUCAGUAGAUUGUUUUGCUAAAAGAGAGCUGGAUGAGGAGUCUAUGGAAAGGACCUGUGUGCUGGAGGGCAUUGCACUGCUUCGAGGCCAAGGACAGGCCCCCUCACCACACCCUAUGCUGUUUUACUUUUUUUGAGCUCACUGGGAAUUCUGGGAAAACGGGAACUAUGAUUUACAAAGUUACUGUUGCCUUUAAAUAUAGAAAUCUAAUUACAAUGUUAUGGCAAUAGCCAGAGUGCUUCUGGUUCAAAAAUUGGUAAUUUUGGUCUGGUGGAGUCAUCCAAACUGUUUCAUUGUUCAUUGCAAGCUGAGUGCUCAGGAAUGCAACAUAUGUUCUUUCUUGUGGUUGUUCACUUUGAUUAAAACUUAGAAGCGGCAUGUCAGCCAAAUAAAGGGCAAGAAAACUAAUUUAAACCAGCUAACACGGGGGUAAUGAGUGUAUUAUUACCUUUCAAUUAAAAAAAAGCAUUCUCAACUAUUGUUGGAGCCAAUUCUGGUAAAGAAAUUUAAGUACUAUUAAAAGGCAAAUUGCAUUAAUGUUUAAAAAUCUCGAUGUCGUUGAAAACAAUUGCUUAGGGAAAUAAUGAAGUUAUUAGCUUUGGGGUUUAAUAGCAUUUUUACAGAGAAGAAAAGUAACAAGAGUUCAUGGUUAUGAAUGUAUAAAUGGUUUGAGAUAAUUGAAGAAAUCAUUUAAUUUUUUAUGCUUGCCUAGUUAUAAGGUCAAAAACAAUCAAGUGCAUGAUGCAGUCUGCACCUAGGUUCCAUGUGGAAGGGGUGAUGUGAGCACACCGUUGGGAAGCCCUGAGCUAGCCUAAGCCAGAUGCUGAGCUUCAUUUCUGCCUCCCCAACUAGACCCUGCCUAUUGUCUGCCAGCUACUCUCUCUGUCAGCUAUGAAUCUCUUUUUUAAAUGCGUCCAUUACCGGGCUCACAAACCGGGAGGAAUUUUUCUCCUUUGGAGCUUGUCCAGAAUCCAUCAGCCUCACACACAUAUUUACCUGCAAAUCAUUGGAAAAGCAAAAAUGUUUAGCUGUAGUUGUCAUUUGCUUGAAUAACCCCUUGAAAAAUGUUGAUUCUUGAGCAUCUGUGGUGGGGAGAGGUGUGUGAAUAACCAUUUUACAUGAUUUCAUAAAUAGGUGUCUGCAUUACCAUGUUUGCUUGCAAAGUGGAAACCUUUUAGAUGUGUAACUUGAAUAUGUAUCACGAUCUCAAGUGCUUAAUGAUAAGGUUUUGACUUGUUAAAUUAAACCAUUUCGAAUA